This is a messenger RNA of Orbicella faveolata, 2114 nucleotides long. Its product is annotated as sodium/calcium exchanger 1-like. Gene Ontology annotation, biological process: sodium ion transmembrane transport; calcium ion import across plasma membrane; cell communication. The record is from RefSeq and is a predicted model, not a curated record. Lineage: Eukaryota; Metazoa; Cnidaria; Anthozoa; Scleractinia; Merulinidae. Gene Ontology annotation, molecular function: calcium:sodium antiporter activity. Gene Ontology annotation, cellular component: postsynapse; axon; sarcolemma.
AAGAACAGAACUGCUGAGCUUAAAAGCAGACAAAGAUGUUCGUGUUGUGGGGCUUACAGAACCUGGAAGCCCUAUGAUGACGCAUCGUUCGAUGGAACUGAGAGCUUUAGAACAGCAAAGAUUCAGUGAAAAUGACUUAGCAGGGAGUAAAGAUAAAAUUAGAGAUGUUGUGAAUUUGUGGAGAGGUUCCAAUCCUGAUUAUAAUGCCAACAAAACAGCAGCAGAUGUUGCCUUGGCCUUGAAGCAGUUUAAACAGAUUGCACAGCAGCCUCAAAACACUGCCUCCUCCAGAGCACGUUUUCGACAUGCUGCAUUACGUAGUAUAACAAGACAAAAACAGGUCGCCAAAGAACCUGAUAAAGAUCAUGAACAGCAAUUGAAUCUUCUCACAAAGUCACUCUGUGGAUCAAGAAUAUUUGGUGCAGAUGAUAAAGCCUUCAGCUUCAGUGCAGCUUCAUAUUCUGUUGUAAAAAGUGCUAAAAAGCUUACUGUAGAGGUGCAACUCAACCAAAGGAUAUCCAGAUCACCAUGUGUUUCCCGUAAAGCAGUGAACCCAGCAUCGCCUUAUGAUCCAACAACGCCCAUUAAUGCAGUGAAGUGGGGACAGUUUACCAUCCCAAUUAUUAAAACUGAUCAUGUGGAAAGCAAUGGAGUACCAUUAUCACGUCCAAAACUUCCUGGGAACAUGCCACUAAGAGAAAGCAUUAACAAUGUGCAGGACACACCCUCUGAAAGCAACAGUGAGCUUCAAGUUGGGGAAGAUACUACUCAGUCUUGUACUGCUGUGUUUUGUGUUGAUUACGAGACUCGUGACGGCAGCGCAAAAAAUGGAAAAGAUUAUCACAGUUUAAAAGGCACACUGUCAUUUAAACCAGGAGAUAUCAAGAAGACACUAACAAUAACCAUAAUUCAUCACGAUGGAUACGCACUGGACAAGGACUUCUAUGUGAUAUUGAAAAAUCCUGUGGGAAGUGCUGAACUGGGAGAACCUAAUCUGACUCGGAUCACAAUUAUUGACGAUGAUGAGCCUGGGGAAUUUUCCUUUGAACAAGCAAGUUAUCAUGCUAAUAUUAUAACAGGAGAAGUUACCUGUAACAUUAUCAGAAGGAAGGGCUGCGAUGGUAUGGUGACUUUGACCUACAACACAAUGAAUGGUACAGGAACCGGUGGCACUCAAGAAGAUCUAGAACAGAAGAAGUGCGACUAUGAACAGGCAACGAAUGAGAAGCUGUAUUUUCAGCAUGGAGAAACGUCAAAACUACUCAUAAUAAGAGUUAACCCUGACUGUAAGAAUAAAAACUUCAUUGUGCUACUGAGUGAUCAAAGUCCAGGAGCUAAAAUAGGACAAAAAAGUGCGGCAGUUGUAAACAUAACAAAUGAUGUCGAUAAUAUUGUUGAGCGUGUUGCAAACAUCAUGACUGCAGAAGAUGAGCAAAGCCUCAGCAAAACUUGGAGAACACAAUUUGAAGAGGCGAUGGUUAUUCAAGGAGAAGAGGAUGACCAAGGGAAUGUAGAACCACUCAGCACCAUGGAUUUUUUGCUUCAUUUUCUCACAUUUUUCUGGAAAGUUUUAUUUGCCUUUAUUCCUCCAAGGAACUGUCUUGGAGGAUGGCCAGCAUUUGUAGUUUCUCUGUUAGUCAUAGCAGGGCUGACUGCUCUUGUUGAACAGCUUGGCAAACUGUUAGGUUGCGUGGCUGGUCUUAGGAACAGCGUUAGUGGCAUCACCAUCAUUGCCAUUGGCACCAGUUUACCAGACACCUUUGCUAGUCGCAGUGCUGCAUUACAUGAUAUUGGUGCAGAUGCUUCUAUUGGAAACAUUACAGGUUUGUGUAGUCCAUUCCAUAAAUAUAACAACAUAACAAGUUAUUCCUGGCCAAAAAUUAUCUUCAACUGAACCUUUGUUGUGUCAUCACCAUUCAACCCAAGCUGUUUAUUGAGAGCAAGUGCAUCACCUGUGAUGCAAUAGGUUUUCAGUCUGUACAUGUAAUGAUGUAUAUGAGCCAAGUGGCCUAUCUGGACAGUGCUUAUCUCCAGAUUCAUUAGCAUGAAGCAACUACAGUGUAGGAGUAUUUCUACUCCCUGCUGGAUGGGAUGCUAGUCCGUAGCAGGGUUAC